This is a messenger RNA of Oncorhynchus keta (chum salmon), 1809 nucleotides long. Its product is annotated as polypyrimidine tract-binding protein 3-like. Gene Ontology annotation, biological process: regulation of RNA splicing; mRNA processing. Bases 281 to 1792 code for a protein of 503 amino acids. Gene Ontology annotation, molecular function: mRNA binding. The transcript has 14 exons. Gene Ontology annotation, cellular component: nucleus. The record is from RefSeq and is a predicted model, not a curated record. Lineage: Eukaryota; Metazoa; Chordata; Actinopteri; Salmoniformes; Salmonidae.
AGAGGCCAUUUUGUACAGCGAGGCAGGCAGGCAAGGCGUCUGUACAUGUCUGUCUGUGUAUUUUCACGUCAGUUUAACAGGAAGCGUGCCAUUGUGCGUAUGAGAGCGAACAUUUCAGUGUUGGGGGGCGCGAACUAGCUGAGCAGUAGUAACAACACCCAAACCGAUUUCUUCACUUUCCUGAGCGUUCACUGUCCUUUCUACACUGUUUCCUCUGUGCAAUGGAUGGCAGGGAUCUGUUCUGCCUCUCUCUUCUGCUGUCCUGUGCGGCCGUACUACCAUGAGCACUUCUACCCAAUCCACAGCUAAUGGCAAUGAUAGCAGACAGUUUAAAGGAGAGGACUCCCUGUGGUCCUUCCCGAGUCCUCCACGUGUGGUGCCAGGACAACUCAUCUCUCUAGGAGUCCUCUCCCUCAAACCUGUUGAGAAAGGGAAAAACCAGGCUUUUAUAGAAAUGGCUUCUGAAGAGGCAGCGAUCACCAUGGUGAACUACUACACCACAGCAACACCUCACGUACGCAACCAGCCAGUCUACAUCCAGUACUCCAACCACCGCGAGCUCAAGACAGACAACCUGCCCAAUCAGGGGAGAGCUCAGGCAGCGUUGCAGGCGGUCAACGCAGUGCAUUCUGGGAAUAUGGCGUUGGGCGGUUCAGCAUCGGGCAGUGAUGGAGCCUUGAUGCCAGGACAGAGCCCCGUGCUGCGCAUCAUUGUAGAAAACCUCUUCUACCCUGUAUCACUGGAGGUCCUACACCAGAUCUUCUCUAAGUUCGGGACGGUCCUGAAGAUCAUCACUUUCACCAAGAACAACCAGUUCCAGGCCCUGCUACAAUAUGCUGACCCGAUGAAUGCCCACCACGCCAAAGUGACUUUGGAUGGCCAGAACAUCUAUAACGCCUGCUGUACUCUGCGUGUGGAGUUCUCCAAGCUGACCAGCCUGAAUGUGAAGUACAACAACGACAAGAGCCGAGACUUCACCCGCCUGGACCUUCCCUCUGGAGACGGACAGCCCACCAUGGACCCUGCUAUGACCGCCGCCUUCGGUGCUCCAGGUAUCAUCUCUUCGCCUUACGCUGGGGCAGCAGGUUUUGGCCCCGCGAUCGGGUUCCCCCAAGCAGGUCUGUCCAUGCACACGAUGGCAGGAAUGGGACCCCUCGUCUCGGGACGGAUGACCCUGCACGGCAUGGCGCCCACCGCCGUUCACUCUGUUCUCCUUGUCUCCAACCUCAACCCCGAUAGCAUAUCACCACACGAACUGUUCAUCCUAUUUGGGGUGUAUGGUGAUGUGCAUCGGGUCAAGAUUCUGUUCAACAAAAAAGAGAAUGCCUUAAUCCAGAUGGCCGACGCUACUCAGGCUCAGCUUGCAAUGUCCCACCUGAACGGCCAGAGGCUGCACGGCAAGGUGAUCAGAGUGACCAUCUCUAAGCAUCAGACGGUCCAGCUGCCCAGGGAGGGACAGGAAGACCAGGGCCUCACUAAAGACUUCAGCGGCUCCCCGCUACACCGCUUCAAGAAGCCUGGAUCCAAGAACUUUCAGAACAUCUUCCCUCCCUCUGCCACCCUCCAUCUAUCCAACAUCCCCCCGUCUGUAACAGAAGACGUCCUAAAGGACCUUUUCUCUGGACCUGGAUACACAGUCAAGGCCUUCAAGUUCUUCCAGAAGGACCGGAAGAUGGCUCUGAUCCAGUUGGGUUCAGUGGAGGAGGCCAUCCAGGCCCUGAUCGACCUCCACAACCACGACCUGGGAGAGAACCAUCACCUCCGCGUGUCCUUCUCCAAGAGCACCAUCUGACCCGCCUGAACCCCCAC